GUGUGUGGUGGAGCUGGUUUUACAGGAACUCAGAGGAGUAUUUAAGCCGUCUCUCAGGCUGUCGUCCUCAUUCUGAUCUGUCCGGUCACUCAGACUCGGAGACAGCAUGGACACUGGACACGUGGGCCGACUGCCCUCCGGACUGAGCAUCUGCUGCUCCAUCCCCGACAUGCUCUACCUGCCUGAACUUGUGUUUGGUGGUCUGGUGUGGAUCCUGGUGGCCUGCACCUACAUCGCCCCCUAUAACCCUCAGGCCUACGUGAUGACCGUGUCUCUGUUCUGCUUCGUCAUCACCUUCGUCUGGAUGAUGGUCUUCGUCUGUGGAACCCACAACAACCGAGCGUCCUGGGCUGCUGCGGAUGUGGCGUAUCACGCUCUGGCGUCCAUCCUGUACCUCAGUGCUGCCGUCCUGCUGGCCUUCACCACCCUCUACCUCACGGCCUCCGACUACGACUACAAACUGGACAUCGCCGCUGUGGUGUUCUCCUACGUGGCGUUUGUGCUGUACGUUAUUCACACUAUUUUCUCGGCUAUUCGGUGGAAAUCGUUCUAAAGCAGAGAAACAGUUUAAACAUCUGUCUCACACGGAGCUGCUGCACGCGCAGAUCAGCGUCUAUUUUCUGAAAGAUCUCUGUAAGAAUGUUUAAAAAUCAGUGGUAAUCUACAAUAAUCUCUGAUAAUGUUUAAUAAUCUGUGAUAAUCUGAGAUAAUCUGUGAUAAUCUGUAAUAAUCUGUUCUGUAGAUUCAGUUUAUUUGUGUACUUGCUGGGUCAGUGUCGGGGGGGUGUGUGCAGGUGUGUAAUCUGCUGCUCUCUGAAACUGCUGAUACAGAAAUACAGGAGUAAAGUCUGAUGAAGUGGACGGUGGAGAGAGUUUGUUGUAUUAACACAGUUAUUGAUCUGAUCGGCUGUGAUGAUGAUGAUCACUAUCUGCAGGUUACUGUACCGACUGUGUGGAAUAUUUGAGAAUGUUCUCUGUAAAGAGGGCGGAGUCACGAAUAAAAACUGCGUGUGUCGGCAGAG
Molecule: messenger RNA, 1021 nt
Organism: Colossoma macropomum (tambaqui)
Lineage: Eukaryota; Metazoa; Chordata; Actinopteri; Characiformes; Serrasalmidae
Exons: 4
Coding region: 107-553 (148 amino acids)
Biological process (GO): myelination
Cellular component (GO): membrane
Molecular function (GO): structural constituent of myelin sheath
Source: RefSeq, a predicted model, not a curated record